Corticium candelabrum is the source of this 1685-nucleotide messenger RNA. RefSeq names its product leucine-rich repeats and immunoglobulin-like domains protein 1. The transcript is spliced from 7 exons. NCBI's taxonomy places the organism in Eukaryota, Metazoa, Porifera, Homoscleromorpha, Homosclerophorida, Plakinidae. Gene Ontology annotation, cellular component: plasma membrane. Bases 1 to 1458 code for a protein of 485 amino acids. The record is from RefSeq and is a predicted model, not a curated record. Gene Ontology annotation, biological process: homophilic cell-cell adhesion.
AUGACGUCUGGCGGGUCCAGAACUUUUCUCACGACCACAACUCUUGUGUACGGUUGUCUUUUGUGUUCUCCCUCGUCGUCACUAGCUGUUGGUUCAUUUCCGGGUCUCUACAACGUAACGUCGAAUGUCUACGGGCUCGAAGGCAGCAGCGUUUCAAUCUACGCUGAACGAACCGCACGAAUUCCUACUCAAAUACAAUGGGAGGUGGAGACGUCACUUUCGGAGAUAAACUUGGCGGUCGUCCAGAGGUAUACGGUCACUAGAAUUAAUAGUGUAAUACUGAAGAACAUUUCAGUCGGGUUCAACCUUACGAGAUACCGAUAUAUACUUCCAGGCGGAUUUAAAAGUGCAUGGGUAACGCUCAGAAUUGGAGCUGUUCCCGGAAUUUCUAAUACGAAGGAGAAUUUGACAGUCGUUGCCGGUGAGAUAUCUAGAGUACCCGCCGUUUGUCUUACAUUGUCUGGAGUCCCCUACCCUCGACUCUCUCUACAACACACCAGUCUACAGGGAGAAAUCAUUCCCAUUUCAUACGAGUUGAUAAACUACGAACCAUGCUUUGAAAUCGUCUCCAAAGUCGUUUCCGGAAUAUUGACUGCUACAGCACAAAACUGCUUUGGCAAUGCCACGGUGGACUUCAAGGUCGUCGUGCAAGAAAAACCGUCUGUCUGGUUGGACAUUGACCAAAGAGAAGAAGCGGUGUGUGCAGACGAGAGUCACGAUUUUGUCGUCGGUUACAGAUUGAACGGAUUUCCUCAUCCACAAGUCGCAUGGUACCGGUCCCAGAGCGGCAAAAUGACUGACAACCACACUGAAUACAAUUCCAGUCAUUUAACAAUCAAGAGUGUUAGAGGGCAGGACGCCGGUCUGUACAAAAUCGAAGUAAGAAACAGUUUGGGAAGUGAUGAAGCCAAUUUUACGCUUGAAGUCUUGCAAGAUUGUAACACUACAAAUACUUCUCGAACAGCUGAAGCGUUUCUUUGGUGGUAUCAUGUUAUUACUGUCAUAUUAAGUGCAGUGACCGGGUCCGUUAUUACGACCGUCGUUUGUCUACUCCGACGACGGUCGCGUUCAUCGAGGGAGGCUGAUCGUCUAGAUACAAGCAAACGCCACGUAGUUAGCAGCACGUCAGCAAGACAGCAAGAAUUUGAAACUCUAAGCGAAAUGGGAGGAACAAUUAAGCCUUACGCAACGACGCACGUCAGUGCAGUGAAAGCUGCAUGCAAACAAGACGCGUACGAAGUACCUCUGCCCAUUUAUCACGCUCCACUCGAGGCAAAUAAGCCAGUUUAUGAUCCAGUGUACCGUGGAUAUGAAUGUAUGUCGUUGUCCGAUCACAUUCCUAUAUCACCACAAAGCGAUAAGUCGGUUAGAUACUCAAGUAUCCCUUCUGAAUGCACUGGCUUCUCAUGCAAACAGUCCACCAAUCUGGACAGAAAUGUCGGUGCUAGAAGCAUGUGAAGUCUAGCAAUAUAUUCAUAGACGGUCAGUUUAGUUGACUCGACGUGAGGUUUUAGAAAAACCAAGUCGGUCUCAUAGAAACUCUAUAGCUAGACAACGGACUGGUUCCGCGAUGCACAAAUAUAUAGCAUGCAUGAACACUUUUUGCUAUACUGUCUUUGUAGAUAACAAAAUUGAAUUGAAAUUGUAAUUCACCAAGGUUUAGUUUUAUCUUUCUUGUAUUGCAC